Drosophila arizonae is the source of this 2239-nucleotide messenger RNA. RefSeq names its product Nimrod C2 (gene NimC2). NCBI's taxonomy places the organism in Eukaryota, Metazoa, Arthropoda, Insecta, Diptera, Drosophilidae. The record is from RefSeq and is a predicted model, not a curated record.
UAAUUGUUCAUUAAAGCGAAUGGUAUUGCGUUAUCCCAGAAAUUAGAAAGUAGAAAGUGUAAAAUGUUGCGUCUACUCAUAAUAUGCUUAAUCAGCUCGCUGUUGAUUUGCCUGCAAAUCGAUGCCUGUACGGAACGUGUGCCAAUGAUGAAAAUGAAAGUGAGUCUCGUGACCAUGCGCAAAUAUCACGGAUUUACCAACUGCACCACCGACUGUGGACCUCUGGUUGUGCGACCCAUCAAAGAGACCUACAUGUCAUUGGAGGACGUUUGCUGUGAGGGCUACGAGCGCAAGGAGGAAAAUCCCACCGCUAGCGGCGAGUGCUUGCCCAAGUGUCAUGAUUGUGGAGCAAAUGGCAAAUGCCUCUCGCCCGAGGUGUGCCUCUGUGAUCAGGGCUACAGCAAUCGGGCGAAUCGCAGCAUUUGCCAGCCCGUCUGCAGUGAGCCCUGCGUGAAAGGCAAUUGCGUGGCUCCGGAUGUUUGCCAGUGCGCCAAUAACUAUCGGUUGCGCAACAACAGUCUAUCGGUUUGCCAGCCCGUUUGCAAGACCAGCGAAUGCACAAACGGCAUCUGCCAAGAGGACGGAUCCUGCCAGUGUCGGCGUGGCUAUCGCCGCAACGCGACCCUGGACAUGUGUGUGCCCGACUGCCCGAAUCUGGCGGAGCACAGCGACUGCAUUGCACCGAACGAACAGCGCUGUCACGAGGGCUACGAGGGCCACUGGGAUCGGGAGCAGAACUACCGCUGCGAGCCCAUCUGCAGCAGCGGCUGUCGUAACGGCAAGUGCCUGGAGCCUGAGCACUGUGCUUGCAACGUGGGCUUCGGCCACGUUGGCAAUCGAGUGGGUGCGGGCUGUGAGCCCAUCUGCCAGCCGGCGUGCAUCAAUGGCACCUGCGCCGCUCCGAAUCAUUGCCUCUGCCAGCCCGGACAUGUCCCAAUGAACGCCAGCCGUCACAUUUGCACGCCCAGCUGCCGGCAAGGCUGCGAGAAUGGCGUCUGCAGUGCGCCCGGCGAAUGUGCUUGCAAUGAAGGCUACAAGAAACUAACGCCGCAUCGUUGCACGGCCAGCUGUGAUCCGCCGUGUGGCCUCAAUGCCCGUUGCACGGCGCCGGACACCUGCAGCUGUGAUGAGGGCUUCGUCCCGGUUAAUGGCAGCAGCACUCAGUGCGAGCCGUUCUGCAGCAAGGAGUGCUACAAUGGCAUCUGCAGCAAUCCCGAGGUCUGCACCUGCCUCAACGGCUACGAGGCGAUCUCGCCCUACUACUGUGUGGCCAAAUGCCGUCGCUCCUGUGUCUUUGGCAGCUGUGUGGCGCCCGACAAGUGUCGCUGCUUCAACGGGCACCGGCCCAGCGCUCGGGAUCCGUUCGUCUGUGAGCCCAUCUGCAGUGAGCCGUGCGGCCACGGACGUUGCAUUGCCCCGGAGAUAUGCGAGUGCGAGCCGGGCUAUGCGAAGCGUUGGCCCAGCGGCUCCUGUGAACCCUAUUGCAGCCAGAAGUGCAUCAAUAGUCGCUGUGAGGGCGGCACCGGACGCUGUCGCUGCUACGAGGGCUACCGUCUGCGCGAGGGCUCCAGCUCCAUCUGUGAUCCGAUCUGCUCGCCCAGCUGCAGCAACGGCACCUGUGUGGAGCCCAACAGCUGUGAGUGCUGGCCGGGCUACGAGGACACCAAGCUCUACUACGAGUGCAAGCCCAGCUGCCGGCCGAGCUGCCAGAAUGGGCGUUGCGUGGCGCCGGGUCGUUGUGAAUGCAAUCCGGGAUUUACGGCCAGCAAUGCGAGUGAGCCGCAUGUGUGUCGCUCCCAGUGCCAGGAGCGCUGCAUCAACGCCGAGUGCCUGCGUCCAAAUCAGUGCAUCUGCCUGGCCGGCUACAGUUUCAUAGCCAACAGCCGCAGCGAAUGCGCCCCCGACUGCAGCCAGCCCUGUGACGAGGACAGCGUGUGCGUGGCACCCGAGAUUUGCGAGCGGCGUACGUACCGUGCUCUUAGCGUAGACGGAUCCGGAGGCUACCCCAAGUGGAGCAUGCUCUGCCUGGCCUUGUUGCUCUGCCUCUUCCUCCUAAUGCUGCCCAUGAUCCUGACGCGUGAGUACCUGCAGCGGCGUAAGUCGAGGAAGGACAAACAGCGCGUUCACCUUAUCGAGAAUCCCAGCUAUGGUGUCUGCUUGGCGGCCAGCGAGGAGCUGCCUGCGGAUCAACAGAUUGGAUUAGGCGACUGAGUCAACAACUACUUAUCGAUAACAUAUG